This is a messenger RNA of Drosophila nasuta, 6451 nucleotides long. RefSeq lists its product as uncharacterized. Lineage: Eukaryota; Metazoa; Arthropoda; Insecta; Diptera; Drosophilidae. Gene Ontology annotation, cellular component: extracellular region. Bases 52 to 6387 code for a protein of 2111 amino acids. The transcript is spliced from 11 exons. Gene Ontology annotation, molecular function: chitin binding. The record is from RefSeq and is a predicted model, not a curated record.
CGCGGAGUACAACUAUAGCAAUAGCCGUGGAAUAUUAGAGCACGCACAGAAAUGAAAGUUACUCUGCUUGCUGUGGCUAUAGUCACCGCAUUGGCAUCCCUAACCGGAGCCGCCGAUCCUGAAUGCAUCUAUCGCAAAAUCCGUGGCCUAGCAUCACAUUGGCCCAAUCCCACCGAUUGUGCUAGUUACUACCGCUGCUCCAACAAAAAUGUUGCCAAGGCCAUAACCUGUCCUGUUGGCAAGGAAUACAAUCCUAAGACUGGCAAAUGCGCCACAGCCGGACGUGGUCUCUGCAAACUCUCCCUGGCCGCACCGUUGGCUGAGGUGACCAAUGUCUGUGCCGAUGAGGUGAAUGGCGCCUAUCUGCCCAAUGCUGACUACUGUAGCCAGUUCUAUGUCUGCAACCAGCAGUUGGCCUAUCCUCAAUACUGUGAUUCUGGCAGCUACUUCAACACCACGCUCGCCGCUUGCUGGCCCGAUACCGAUACAGUCUGCUGGCAAAAUAUUUGCAUCGAUCACCCCGAUGGCACAGUGGAGCCCAGCACCACCGCCUGUGCCCACUACUAUCUCUGCAAUGAUCAGGAGGCCACCGUGCAGAGCUGUGACAGCGGUUCGUACUUUGAUGUUACAUUGGCAGAGUGUGUCACCGAUGAGGGUAAUACCCAUUGCUGGGAGAACUUUUGCAUUGACAAGCCCGAUGGCUCAGCUGUGGCUGACAAUGACGAUUGUCAGAUCUUUUAUAUUUGCAACAAGGAAACGGCUACAAAACAAUAUUGCUCUGAUGGCUCGUACUUUGAUAUUUCCGGUCCGAACUGUGUUCCUGGCACUUGUCCUGACAAGAAUACAACUACAACGACGCCUGAAACACCCACAACGGAAACACCGUCAACAGGCUGCAAUUGUGAAGGCGAUAUACCCAAUGGCGAGCUGACACCCAACGAGGACAACUGCCGUCUGUACUAUGCCUGCAAGGAUGGCGUGUUGCUGCCAGGCGAUUGCCUGAGGGGUAAUUACUUCAAUAAGGUUUUGAACGUUUGCAUGCCCGUGGAGGGUGAUGAGUGCCCAGAGAGCUGGUUGCCCGACUGCGAGGAAGGCGAUGUGGCUGUCGAUGCUCAGAACUGUAACAAGUAUUAUGUUUGCGAGGAUGGCGUUUGGGAAUCUCAAACCUGCGACACUGGCUAUUACUUCCAGCCGGACUGUGGCAGCUGUGUGGAAGAUACGGAACAUGUGUGCCCGCAAUGCGAAAGCACUGAAACCACAACGCAAUCUACAGUGAUCCCGUCAAGUGAACCCAUUCCCACAACGGUGACAUUCGAGUGCAACGCAAGUGAUCCUACGCACCAGGCAGAAAACUGCUACACGUACUUUGCUUGCAUUGCCGGCAGCUGGAGAGAAGAGUCCUGCCUGCCUGAUACUUACUUCAAUGUUACGCUCAAGGCUUGCGUCGCGGACGUAGACAACAAGAAUUGUCCUGAGAACAGGAUGAUGAAGGGAUUGCGCAGCAAGCGGAGCGUGGAGGAAGAGCUUAACAACUGCACUUGUCCCGGCGACAUUGCUGAAGGCAGUAUUGUGCCACAUCCCACUGACUGCGACAAGUAUCAAAUCUGUGUGGAUCAACAGCUCGUCGAUGGCAGUUGUGGUCCUGGCAACGUCUUUAGCAGCUGUGAUGGCGUCUGUGUGCCCGAUGCUGAUGGCACUUGCUGGCCGUGUGCCAACAAACCCAACGGUUAUCUCAUCACCAAUCCUUCUGACUGCACUUCCUAUUUCACCUGCUCCAACGGUGCUGCUAUCGAAACAACUUGCCCAUCUGGUGAAUGGUUCACGGGCGAUGCAUGUGAGAUCGAUGUAACUGGAGUAUGCAUCAAUCCCUGCACCUGUGGCACCGGAAACGUUGCCCAUCCCAUCUGCAAUAAAUACUAUCAGUGCACUGAUGGUGUCCCACAGGUGGUCGACUGUCCCGCCAAGCAGGCCUACGAUACUGCCACACAAAAAUGCUCGACCACAGUAUCUUGCAAUGCAACACUUUGUGCUGAUGCCGUUGAUGGUACUGUUUAUCCCAUUGCUGGCGAAGAUACCAAGUUCUACAUAUGCUUGAAUAAUGAAGCUACGAUACAUACGUGUCCCGCAAACACUGCUCUGGAUCCUACGUAUUUGAUAUGUCUGCCUGUGCCCAGCUGCGCUUGUGAUCAGACGCAGUGCACCUCGAGCUCGCUAGAUGAGGCUUAUCCUUCCCUGAACAAUGACAAUUCUACCUUCUGUCUGUGCGAGGAAGAUGGUGGCUACUUGCGUAACUGCCCCGAGGGCUAUUACUUUGAUGCUGACGUAGCUAUUUGCACCUUCACGGGUCCUUGUGAUCCUCAGGGCUGCGUCGAUGAACCCGAAUACUCCCCCCUGGUCAACUACGAUGAUCCCAACAGCUUUUGUCUGUGCCGCGCUGGCGAACCAGUUCCUGUGCCCUGUCCCAUUGGCUACACCUUCAGCAGCUCUUUGCUCAUUUGCAUUCCAGCUGUAAUUCCCGAUCCCCGAUGCUGUCGCGACUAUUGCAUUGGCAAGGAGGACGAUCUGACUUUCCCUGCUCUGGACACAGAUACUGGUUUCUGUCUGUGCGUGGAUGAGGUGGCCUCGUAUAAGGAUUGCCCAGCGAACAAGACAUAUGAUGCCGACUUGGGCAUCUGCCUCACUUCCUAUCCUGAUGUGGAAUGCGAGUGCAAUCAGUGUGAUGCCACACUUUGCAACACACUGGAAGAAAAUGAUACCUUUGGCGUACCGGGAGAUACCAGUGGCUUCUGCUAUUGCAAGGAUUAUUGUGCAGUGUACGAGAAAUGUCCGGAUGGCAAAGAAUUCGAUGAUGAACUAUUGAUUUGUUUGGAACCUACGGGUCCCGUUGUCUGCGACGAGUCACAAUGCGACUUACUGGAGGAAUAUGAAACGUAUCCGGCAGAUAAUGGCACCGAUGGCUUCUGCUACUGCAUGGACGGUCUACCAAUUUACAGACCUUGCCCAGAUGGCAAGGAGUACGACAUAACUUAUGGCAUAUGCCUUGAUGUAUUGGUGCCAAGUUGUGACUGCGACCAGGACAAAUGCAGCUGCCUUGCUGAGUUUGAGCCUUACCCCUCCAACAACGAUGACGACACCAGUUUCUGCUACUGCAAGGGUGGCAUCGGCAUCUUGGACAACUGUCCAGUCGGCAAGGUCUUUGAUGCCGAAGAGGGCAUUUGCAUUCUUCAAGCAGCUUCUGAAUGCGUCUGUGAAGCAAACAAAUGUGCCAGUCUUCCGGACGAUACCGUGUUUGCGGCACUAAACACCACGUUUGGUUUCUGUCUGUGUCUCCAGGGUGUCAACAUCUAUGAACCUUGUCCCGAUGGCAAGGAAUUUGAUGUCACCUUUGAGAUUUGUCUGCCAUCAGCCAAAGCCCUCAAUCAAGACAUCUCCUGCGAUGUGAAUCAAUGCCGCAGCUUAGUGGAAUUCGCCACUUUUGCUGCCGCUGACACUGAGUAUGGCUAUUGCUUCUGCGAGUCCAAUGAUAGUGUCACCUACAAGACCUGCUCCAACGGUCACAUGUACGAUGCCAGCCUUGGCGUCUGUUUGGUCGAUGCCUGCGAUGCCAUGCAGUGUCGCUCCCGCAUUCCAUUCGAGGCAUUUGCAGCCAAGAACACCACCAGAGGUUUCUGUGCCUGCGAUAUUACACCCAUCUAUUACCACUGCUCGGCUGGACAUGUCUUCGAUGAUGUUCUGGGUGUUUGCGUGGAUGAAAUGACUGCCACGGUGGCUGCCUGUGAUCCUCGCGAGUGCCGCAAUCGCGUGCAGUUCGAGCCCUUCGCUGCCAAGAACGACACCGUGGGCUUCUGCUCCUGCGAUGGCAAGGAAGAGAUUGUCACCUACCACAGAUGCGUGGAGGGCAAGCUGUUCGAUCGCAAGCUAGAAAUGUGCCUGAGCAGCGAACAUAGUGUGCAGAAGAGAUCCGUUGAGCCGGAGGAAAAAUUCGCCUGCGAAGUAAAUGAGAAACGUUCGCUGCCCUCAAACUGUUCCCAGUACGAGAUCUGCGUGGAUGGCAAUUGGCGACGUCGCACUUGCUCUGACGAACGCUACUACAACCCGGAGCAACAGCGUUGUCUAGAACCCCGUGACGACAUGGUUUGCAACUAUGCUCGAGUGCCUGGACUGCCUGUGUGUGAUUUGCGUAGUGAAUCUGAAUCCAUUCCCAGUCGAAGUGGGAAGAGUAGCUGCCUGCAGUACUUCCGCUGCAAUGCUGGCAGAUGGCGCCUGCGCAGCUGUCCACGCCGUCAUUACUACGCCACGCAUGUGAACACUUGCCUGCCCAUGCCCGUCUACGAGGGCGACGACUUUUGUGGCUGGCUCAAUCGAACUGCAAUCUCCACAAGCUGUCGACAUCUUGCAGUGCGUCCUGCUGCAGGCAGUUGCUCCACGUUUUUGAUGUGCACCGAGAACGAAUGGUGGCUGCAAUCAUGUCCACUGGGCAUGUACUUCAGUCGGCAGCACAACUACUGUCUGCCCAACGAUGCCAAUCAAUGUGAGCUGUCUCGCAAUGCAACCUGCUUGGAGGAUGGUCAGCGACGCGGCAUCGCUGGCAGCUGUCGCUCGUUUGAGUUGUGUGUGGCAGGCAAAUGGCUGAGCGGCACUUGCCACAGCUGGGAACAGUUUGAACCGCAACUGGGCUGCAUGCCAAGCGAUGGCAGCUGCCAGGGCAAUGGCCUACGACGCGCCUGCAAUCCCGGCGAGCUGCGAGCGAUGCCCGUCAAUUGUAGUCAGUUGUUUUACUACUGUGUGGCCGAUGAGUGGCAAGUAGUUAGUUGCUUGCGUGGUCAAAGCUUUGACGUUGAAUUGGGCAAAUGUCAAUCGCAGGACAAGUGUCAGCUGCAGGUAAAGGAAAAGGAUUACUCGACGAACAACUGUGUGGGUCAGUCUGAUGGCACGAGUGUGCCGCAUCCCGAUGACUGCACUCGCUUCUACAUCUGUCUGCAACAGCAACCGGCGCUGCAACAAAACUGCGCCAACGGCAGCUUUUUCGAUGCCGCUCGCAGCUAUUGUCGCCCCAACGAUGGCAGCUGCCGGCAGCUCGCCACGAUUUGCAGUAACAAAACAAACGGCGCAUUGAUACCACAUCUGCAGAAUUGUCGCGCCUACUACAACUGCUCCAAUACAACGACGCAGCUGCUCUACUGCCCCAAGGGACAAUACUUCGAUGGCGCACAGCUGCAAUGCCGCCUUGAUCUGGGACAGUGCAAGCAGCAACCGAUGUCCGACUCGGAGACGAGCUUGGGUCUCUGCACUGGACUGCAACAUGGCGCCCAGCUGCCGCACAAGCUCUACUGCAAUCUCUACUAUGUUUGCGUGCGUGGCUUGGCCAUCUCGGUGCAAUGCGAAGAGCAGCAACGCUUCAAUGCCACGCUGGGCAGCUGUGUCAAACAGCUCGAGUCGGAAGUGGAGUGCCUGCAUGGCCAGCUAGAUGACAAGUUAAACAGCAGCGCCGUCUACAGCUGCGAUACUCUGCAGGAUGGCAGCUAUGUGCCUGACUAUCGUGACUGCACCAAGUAUUACAUUUGUGCUGGCGGUAUUGCUUUGAGCCAACACUGCGCGCUGGGCUCGUACUUUGAUGCCGAGCAACUGCUUUGUCUGCCUGCCGAUGGCGUUUGUCCUUAUGUGCCUGACUCUAACUCCAACAGCGAGCGACAGCAGCCGCCGAAUCCGCUGAUCUGCGAGGGUAAACAUGGCUUCAUUAUGCCGGACACAUCGAAUUGCAACAAUUUCUUUAUUUGCAUUGCGAAUAAAUUGCGCUGCGAUCGCUGCUAUAGCGGCUACUUUUUCAAUGCCACACUGCAACAGUGUCAGCCCAUUGAAGUCACCUUGGAAGAGGACAAGGAUGUGCAGCUAGAGCUAAAGUCAGCGUUAAUUACAGAGCAGGAGCUGCCCGUGAAGGAGUCGCAUUCUUGGGACCAAUGCAACGAUGCACCCACAGAUUUUGUGCAGCUCUGCGAAUAUAUUGGCGAAGGUUCAUCCAUUGCGGAGCCGGGAGAUUGUCGUCGCUACAUCAGUUGUGAGGAGAAUGAACCCAGCUCACAGCGUUGUCGCAAUGGCGAGAGCUAUGACAGUUUGCUUGGCAUCUGUCGUCAAAAUGAUGGCACCUGUUUGAUGGAGAACGGCGAACGUGUUGGCGUCUGCAAUGGCAAGCAUGGACAGCUGGCCAGAGACUCGCAAAAUUGCCGUGGCUACUUUGUUUGUGUGCAUGGCCAGAAGAUCGAGGCAGAGUGCGAGCCGGGUCACUAUUUCAACAGGGUCACCAACACUUGCCAGCUGGAUGUGCUGCAGCAAUGCAACGGCAAUACCAACGAGGUGGCAAAGCCCAAGAUCGAUGAGCCAUCGAUUUGAUCUUUCAACUAUUUAUACUGCAAUCUAAAGUAAUCACGCUUGGGGAAUUCUUUAACUUAACUAC